GAGAGGAGAGGAGGGGGGACGCGGGCACGCGCCCGACGAGGCAAGGGGGGUAGUGAGGGGUGGGGGGGGGGAGGGAGGGAGAGGAGCCGGGGGAGCGCGCGCUCGUAUGUAAAUGAGCGGGCGUGAGGUCAGAGGCAGAUGGAAAAGGGAACAGACAGAAUGGCCGCCGCGGCUCCCGCUCCUCCUGCCGCCACCUCCCAGUGCCGGAGCCCCCGCUGCACGGCGGAGCGCAGGGGAGUCCGCCGAGAACUCGACUCCUGGCGGCACCGGCUCAUGCACUGUGUGGGUUUUGAAAGUAUUUUAGAAGGGCUUUAUGGACCAAGGCUACGAAGAGACCUCAGUUUAUUUGAAGACUGUGAGCCAGAAGAGCUAACUGACUGGUCUAUGGAUGAGAAAUGUUCCUUUUGUAAUUUACACAAAGAAACAGUCAGUGAUCGUGCAUCAGUUAUCGGUUCUUCACAGUCAACACCUACAGAGGAACUGUCAUCUCAGGGCCAGUCCAACACUGAUAAAAUUGAAUGCCAAGCAGAAAACUAUCUAAAUGCACUCUUUCGAAAGAAAGAUCUUCCUCAGAACUGUGAUCCUAACAUUCCCCUAGUUGCUCAGGAAUUAAUGAAAAAAAUGAUCCGUCAGUUUGCGAUUGAGUACAUUUCAAAAAGUAGCAAAAUUCAAGAGAACAGAAAUGGUUCAUCGUUUGAACCAAGUCUGAUAUGUAAAAGUAUCCAAAUGAACCAAACGGAAAACUCCCUUCAGGAAGAACAGGAUAGCCCUCUAGACCUCACUGUGAAUCGAACUCAAGAACAGAAUACUCAGCAAGGGGAUGGAGUGCUAGAUCUCUCUACAAAGAAAAGCGCAAGGUUGGAAGAACCAAAAUACGACCCGUUGUGUUCUGAAAACUCAGUGUCUGGGAGACUACACAGACACAGAGAGGACUAUGUGGAAAGAAGUGCUGAGUUUGCAGAUGGUUUGCUCUCAAAAGCUUUGAAAGACAUUCAGUCUGGAGCACUGGACAUAAAUAAAGCAGGCAUACUUUAUGGCAUACCUCAAAAAACUUUACUUCUCCACUUAGAAGCCUUACCAGCAGGAAAGCCUGCACCUUUUAAAAACAAAACUCGAGAUUUCAGUGAUAGUUAUUCAUUUAAAGACAGUAAAGAAACUUGUGCAGUCCUACAAAAAGUAGCCUUGUGGGCAAGAGCUCAAGCAGAGCGCACAGAAAAAAGUAAACUCAGUCUACUUGAAACCUCAGAAUUAAAAUUCCCAACAGCUUCCAGUUACCUCCACCAGUUAACUCUACAGAGAAUGGUCACUCAAUUUAAAGAAAAAAGUGAAAAUCUACAGUAUGAAACUUCAAGUCCUACUGUACAAUUAAAAAUUCCUCAGCUAAGAAUAAGUUCUGUGUCCAAACCACAGUCUGAUACUGCUGGUCUUCUGGAUGUUAUGUACCACGUUUCUAAAACCUCCUCAGUCUUAGAAGGAUCAGCUCUUCAAAAAUUGAAAAAUAUACUCCCCAAACAGAACAAAAUUGAAUGUUCUGGACCUGUAACUCACUCAAGUGUUGACUCCUACUUUCUGCAUGGGGACCUCUCUCCUUUGUGUCUUAAUGCUAAGAAUGGGACAGUAGAUGGAACCUCAGAAAAUACAGAAGAUAGUUUGGAUCGUAAAGAUAAUAAGCAACCACGAAAAAAACGUGGCCGCUAUCGGCAGUAUGAUCAUGAAAUAAUGGAAGAAGCAAUUGCAAUGGUAAUGAGUGGGAAAAUGAGUGUUUCCAAAGCACAAGGAAUUUAUGGGGUACCUCACAGCACUUUAGAAUAUAAAGUAAAAGAAAGAUCUGGAACACUGAAGACUCCGCCGAAGAAGAAACUCCGAUUACCAGAUACUGGCUUAUUUAAUAUGACAGAUUCAGGGACUGGCAGCUGCAAGAAUAGUAGCAAGCCUGUGUAGAAUAAUUGUUAGCGAAUUGUUUUGUGUGUGUGUACGUAUGUCUGUAUAUACACACACCAUGUGAGAAAUACAUAUACUCACUCUGACAGAAGACGUGAAACUAUACAGUUCAAAAACCACACACAUGCCUUUUGAAAAAUAGUUUUAUUCAGGGUUUUCACUGUGGACAGAAUUAUAGAGUUGCUGACUUAAUUCUGAUAGUGUGUAUUUAAUAUAAUCCUUGUAUAAAUAGGUGAAAAGAUUCAGGUUUUAUUUAGUAGUCAAUAGCAUAAAGAUGUUUUGGGAAAACAAGUAUUUGUCAUGUGAAGCAUAAUUUUUAAUUGGUGAAAAACCACUCUACCCAUUCAAUAAUCCAUCUUAUUAUGGAAGUACACAACCAAGGGUUAGCAGACUUUUAUACUUCACAGAAUACUUGCAAUAAAUUGUAAGUAACUCAGAUUAUACAAGUCAAGGGAUUUUUUUAAAAAGCUAGUUCCUUACAAGGAGGUGGAUUUGUGAAAUAUUAGUAGGAUAUAGUACAUUCUGUGAAAGAAAAAAGUUCAUUGUUGCUUAAAUAUCCAAUACAAGUAAGAAAAAGAUUUCAUUACUAAAAAUGUGUGUUUAGCAGGCAUAAACUGCAUUUUUUUUAUCAGUUUAAGAAAAUUUCGUUGUUGGUUUAGAAAGAAAUUGGUGUUUACAAAGUGUACACUUAUGAAAUCUGAGAAAUUACUGUAGUUAUAGAGUUAUUAAAUAUGAAAUAAGAUGGAAUACUGAGAGCAUAAAAUAAUUUAAACUUUAACAUAAUUUUCCUUUUUAGUUUGACAAGAUAACUUGUAAGGUUUAAGAAGAAAGUUGGAAUGCAGUUUAGAGCAUGUUCAUAAUGUGCACAGAAUGAGCUUGAGAAUGGUUUGGGUUCGUUUGGGUUUUUUUGUUGAAAUGUGCUGGUUAGUUGAUGUUAUGACUACUUAAAAUUUAUUAAGGAUUGUGUCACACUCCUUUUGAAAAACCUCACUGUAACUGUAAUGUAUUUGCUGCUGUGACAUUUCAAAACAUUUUCAGUUUUUCAAAUGAAUACCAAGUUACAUUAUCACUUUGCUAAUAACCAAAUUUGCAGUUCAGGGUCUUGAUAGAAGUACAGAUAUUAAGCGGUGAAGCUGUUUUGAACUUUCAAUAAUAUAAAUUCUUUAUAAAUUUGGUAGUUAGAAGUUAGGCAGUUCACUUUACGUAACUUUUAAUAGAAUUUAAGGGAGACCAAUUACCUUCAUAUUGCAGUUUUUAUAUGAAUUUCAAAGUAUUCACAUUAGACUUUAUAUCAUACUUAUUUUUUUUGUGUACUAUCACAAAGUAUAUGUCUACAUAUGAAGAAUGGGGGCUUGCUUCUUACAUUCAAUACUGAACAUCAAUGCCCUUUUCCUCUCAAAAUGUAAUUUUUUAUGUAUAAUUUGGCAUAGAAAAACUUUUCUCCAACUUUUAUACGUUUAGUACACAAGCAUCCAUUUUUUCCCCCAACAAAUUCACAUUUUUAUAGGUUGAUUAUAUAAAUUAAACUGGACGUUAGAUACAUAUGGGCCACAAGAGGUAAUUUGACUUAAAGAUAAACUUGCCAUUAAAAAAGUAAAGAGCAUACUGCAAUAUUAAUGGCAAAAUCUAGCCCAUAGUAAUGCUACUAAAAAGGUGAUAACUUCCAUUUUAAAACAAAAUACUCCAUUGAAACUGCACCACCAGUGUCUCAGUUCUUUGGUCUCUCAGAUCUAUACUGAAUCGUCUUCAGUGAUUGAAGUUUACUUACAUAUUACAGAAUGAAUCCUUUUUAUAAGCAGAACUGUACCUGAUAACAAGAAGGUCAUGAAACAGCAGAUGUCAGGGUCAUCUUUCAUUUUAAAAGAAUUAAGCCAUAUUUUGGGAGGGCCAGAAGGAUUAAUUUGUGAAUAUAUCCCCACAGAAGAAUGAGGUUGAAAAACCUUAAAUGUUUCAAGAUCUGUCUUUACACAGUUUUACUUGCAAAAAUUUGGGGCUUCAACACUUUGCCUGAUAUUUGUACCAUACUGAUCUUUUGUACUCCUCAGACAAUGUUAUAAACUUGAAUCAAAAGUUUAUAUUGAAGGCCAGUUAGACUACUCUUUUUAUAUCAUUUAAAAGAUGACCUGACCAAAAACUUAACAGGAUUCAUAAAAUCAGGGAUCAUUUUACUAUUGACUUAACAGUACUCAGUAGUUUUGUAUGUAAUAUUAUAAUUAAUUUUCAACAUUUUAGUACUUGUAUUUAUUUUUUGGUCAGAAAUAGUAUAUUAAAAUAUUUUUUGAUAGUUUAUAGAUGAUACUCAACCUGUAAGUGUUUAAAGGAACAGAAUUAUUUGUUUCUAAUUAUUAGGUUAACCUUUGACUACACAACUAAGGAAAGGCAGGGAAAUAUUUAGAUUCUCCUAUCCCAACCCCUAUGUAUUCCAUUAAAUGUCAUUUAAAGUACACAUUUUGAACUGUUUUAUAAAUUCAGUUACCAGUUGCUACUUAUUAAUUGACAAUUUCUGAAAAUUCCUGUUUCAACAGAAUUUUAAAUGAAAGCGAAAGCAAGCCCUACAUGCUUUCUACUUAUUUGAAUGUUUCUCAAGUAUUUUAUAUUAAAAAACAGUGCCUCUGUUUUUAGAACUACUGCUCAGUAAAGCUGUUUAAACCAUUUCUGGUAGCUAAUGACAAUUUUAUAUUAAAUUGUAUAUUAACUUUAGUGAGACUGAUUUUUUUAGUUGUUUACAGUACAAAUACUUGUAUUUGUUUUUUAAUUGCAGUAUUUCCAUUGUCGCAGUAAUUUAGUAAAACUCUGUGGCUGCCUUGAUUUUUGACUGAUUUUUGUUAACAACUGAUUUUUAGGCAAUUAGUUAUAUUUAUGCAUAAAUCAAUUGCACUAUAAUUCAUGAAUUAUUUAUUACAAUAUUUUCUAAUGAAUUCCAUGUAUUUGUCUUGUGUUGUAAAUGUACUGUAAUUCUGUUUCUUAUUUGUGUUGUUAUAUUCCUAAAUCUGAUUGUAUGAAUUUAAUUGUUUAGUUAACGUGUUUCUACGUUGUAAUUUGUAGUAAAGCACUUCAAUGCUUUUGCACAUAAAUUUACAACACUGAUGUGUGAUUGAUUUGCUCAUUCAGUAAAAAAAAAAGAAAGAAACAAAAACCUGUACCCUGACUCCUUUGACUUACUCCUGAGGCACAAGUUCAUUAGCAGUAGCAUAAGAUCAAGAACUGCAUAAAUUAAGCAUGUAAUGGCUAAUUUACUAUGAGUAUUUUAUAUACCAGAAAGAGCUUUAAAGACAGAUGAUUUCUCAGAAUUUAUGCAUUACUCGUAGAAUUAGUUCUCUAAUUUUCUUCUCAUUUAUAACAGCUACUUCUUUAGUUUGCAUUUAAAAAAUAUUAUAUAUUACAGAUAACAUAGCUUUUUUGAGGGAUUUAUUUACUUAGGAAAGUCAGAAAGCAAGCAUUUCUAUAGGACUAAUUUAUUGUUCUAUAAUAGUUCUGUGCUGUUUGUAUGAGUACUUAGAAGUAUGUUCUGUUCCCAGUCUCUAAAGAAGUUUCUAGAUUGAUCUGUCUUGUCUGUGGCUGAGAUGACAGAGGAUAGAACAGUAGGGAAGGACAUCUUUUGGGAGUCCUCUGACAGAUCUCUUUCCUGAUAGUUUGUUGUUUGUUUUUUUUAUUUGUGGAGGAGGCAAAUGUUUACGUUCUUAUACAUAAAAUAGUGCACUGAAAGGCUAGUACUUAACCUUAUGUCAUUUCUGCCUUUACUCCAGUUAAUCCCCAUUCCAUGGUAUUGACCAUCCCUGCCCUCCAGCAGGGAAAUAACAUCGUUCCAUGCUUAACUUUUGUCCUCGGAGAUAUUGUGCACAAAAGGCACCGGAGUGAGCAGUGCAUAUUGACCCUCUUACUCCCUCAGUUUCCUACCCGUGUGUGAUUUGUAGAAAGUAUAAGACUGUUCUGUGGAGGAAGUAUGCAAUUGGGAGAGUGAUAGCUGUUCCUUCUAGGGGAUUGUUUAAGCCUUUUAUCUUGAGGGUAGCCUAAAUUACUGUGUGAUGACACAAAUCAAAAGCACUAUAGGCAGCAAUUACAGGAAACUGAAAUAUAAUUCCAUAAUUUUAUUGAAAAGCUCCUAAAAAUUUAAGUAUAUUGACGGCUCUGCACAGAGACAUUUUAAAGAAAUUAGUUGCUUUAUUGCUUUAAUUUGUUUGCAUAGUAAGCUGUUCUCCAAAAUGGUAACAGAGUAAGGAGUUGGUGUGUUUUCACAAACUUGGAAGAUCAUGUGGAGUGGGGUGCUGUUGCAGUAGAAUAGCUGAAGUUGUCUGACAGCUUUAGAAACUAACACACGUUAAGGGAAAGCAGGUUAUAGACAUUAGGCUAUGAUAAGUUGAAAAGCAAUCAUUUUGGAAGAAUGUCCAGUAUGUGUGUGAUAACCAGGAUAUUAGUUUAUGCAACAGGUUGAUCUCCAUAUAGCAAAUUCAGAGCGGUUCUGAGGCCUUUGGAAAUUUUGGUUACUGACUUUGAGAAAGCAUUAGUGCUCUGGAAGUUUCUGCCACCAGUGAGCGUACUUUAAAUAGCAGUUAUGAAAACAGGUCCUAUUAGAGCUCUCCAGUGAAACUCCGUUAUACAUACAUUGUGAGUCUAGAGAGGCAGAUACCUGCCUGGAGUCUGAAAAGACUGUAUAAUAGCCAUCUUUUUUCCAAAUUAGUACCUAACAAACUUACUGAGAUUUACAAACAAAAUAUUGAAGUUCUAAUGCCAUGUUUUGGGGGGAUUUUUUG
Neopsephotus bourkii (Bourke's parrot) is the source of this 6692-nucleotide messenger RNA. RefSeq names its product ligand dependent nuclear receptor corepressor like (gene LCORL). The transcript has 7 exons. Gene Ontology annotation, cellular component: nucleus. Gene Ontology annotation, molecular function: DNA binding. Lineage: Eukaryota; Metazoa; Chordata; Aves; Psittaciformes; Psittacidae. The coding region runs from base 139 to 1941 and encodes 600 amino acids. Gene Ontology annotation, biological process: regulation of transcription by RNA polymerase II. The record is from RefSeq and is a predicted model, not a curated record.